AUGGUCACCGCUCUCCUGGAAGUGCAAAACUGUAUUAAAACGUAUUUCAUGGUAAUCAUCCACUCCACUAUUUACCACUGCAGUCUCAACUAUUUCCAGAAACAUGGUAAUGUUUCAUUUCUAGUAUGCGGCAUGGAAGAAUGGCAAUUUCAAUCGAUGACUUUUCUGACUAUAAUACAGUUUUUUGUGGGCGUUGCAUUAUCGCUGCCAAUUAUGGUAAUUGUCUGUAAACAUCAAAAACAAAAGCAAAUCUACAAACCGGGACAUAUUCCUGAAUUCGAGAACCCAGAGAACGAAGAAACAGAUACCUAUUAUGGUUUAAGUAGCUCAAGAUUGUUCCCAGAUCGUGAAAAAGGUCGUGUGAAUAAAGCAGCAAUGGAAGACAAGAAGUCUGAAGGAGGGAUCGAAGGCGUGAGCGAUACACAGCCCACAAAGGACUUAAAUAAAGCUUGA
Cylicocyclus nassatus is the source of this 453-nucleotide messenger RNA. The record is from the annotation of a GenBank genome assembly. Lineage: Eukaryota; Metazoa; Nematoda; Chromadorea; Rhabditida; Strongylidae.